CUCUCUCUCUCUCUCACACUUGCUGCAGGCACUUGAUUGGAAGUUGGAAAUCAACAAAACUUAUCAAUCUCUCUUUCUCUCUGCGGCACCUCUUGUUAAAAAUUUGUUCUUUUCACCGAAACCCGUAAAGGGUCGUGAGCUAGCUUCUUCUCGAUCCAUGGUCCUGGUUUUUCUUCCUCUUGUUUUCAGCUUCUAUAUGCAAAAGGGGGGAGACCGAAUGAUGCAAAAUAUUUAUAAUGUAGUUACCUCACUAACCACCUAAGCAAUGAAAACAACCUUCUUCUCGUUUGGGUAUUCUGCGAAUUGGUGCAUUUGUUUAACCCUCUAGGCCCUGGUUGGAUCUGCAUUUGGGGUGCAAGAGUUUGGGCAAAAAGGUUGAACUUUGAUGGUUUUGAGAGGCUUCAAGUGUGAGCCACAUGAAGAACUUGAAGUGGCACAAGCAAAUUUCCAACAGUGGCAACAAGUUGGGGAGAAGGCUUUCGCUUGGGGAGUAUAACCGUGCAGUGUCAUGGUCUAAGUAUUUGGUGUCACCAGGGGCUGAGAUAAAGGGUGAAGGAGAAGAGGAAUGGAGUGCAGAUAUGUCUCAGUUGCUCAUUGGAUCCAAAUUUGCCUCUGGAAGGCACAGCAGAAUCUAUAGAGGGGUUUACAAGCAGAAGGAUGUGGCAAUUAAGCUGAUUAGUCAACCUGAGGAGGAUGAGGACUUGGCUGCUUUUCUUGAGAAGCAAUUCGCUUCUGAGGUGUCCUUGCUCCUCAGAUUAGGCCACCCAAAUAUCAUUACUUUUAUUGCUGCUUGCAAGAAACCUCCUGUGUUUUGCAUAAUUACUGAAUAUUUGGCUGGAGGUUCUCUGGGAAAAUUCCUGCAUCACCAACAACCAAAUAUACUUCCACUCAAACUUGUUCUGAAGUUAGCCCUCGACAUUGCGCGGGGGAUGAAAUAUCUUCAUUCUCAAGGGAUUCUUCAUAGGGAUCUCAAAUCAGAGAAUCUUCUUCUGGGGGAAGAUAUGUGUGUAAAAGUAGCAGAUUUUGGUAUCUCAUGCUUAGAAUCUCAGUGUGGCAGUGCAAAAGGAUUCACCGGAACUUACCGUUGGAUGGCGCCCGAAAUGAUCAAAGAAAAGCAUCAUACCAAGAAAGUAGAUGUGUAUAGUUUUGGCAUAGUUCUGUGGGAGCUUUUGACAGGAAAGACUCCAUUCGACAACAUGACACCAGAGCAGGCAGCAUAUGCAGUUUCGCACAAGAAUGCAAGACCUCCAUUGCCUUCUAAGUGUCCAUGGGCAUUUAGUGAUCUCAUCAAUAGAUGCUGGUCAAGCAACCCGGAUAAAAGGCCUCAUUUUGAUGAGAUAGUGUCCAUUUUGGAGUACUACACCGAAUCACUUCAGCAGGAUCCAGAGUUUUUCUCAACUUACAAACCGAGUCCUACUAGUAGUAACACAAUUCUGGGGUGCCUCCCCAAAUGCAAUGCUCGCCAUAAAUUUGGUGCUUGCAAAGUUUAGCAAUAGAUAUGCUACUUGUCAAGCAAUAGAUGCAUGCUUCUUAGUUGUGUGACUUGAAGAAUUGUAUUAUAUUCGAUCCCAUGGGAAGAAAAGUUUGUUUAAUUUAACGAAUACAAUUAUUCUCUUCCGUUUUAAUGAGCUCUUUUGAGUAAGAAGAGGCUAAAAGUAUGUGUUCCUUCAGUCAAUUAUUUUGAUUGCUAUCGGUAAGGAUAUAAAUUAUUAAUUGCCAAAUGUAUCUUCUAUUUUUACCAUGAA
Molecule: messenger RNA, 1745 nt
Organism: Glycine soja
Lineage: Eukaryota; Viridiplantae; Streptophyta; Magnoliopsida; Fabales; Fabaceae
Product: serine/threonine/tyrosine-protein kinase HT1-like
Exons: 3
Coding region: 417-1490 (357 amino acids)
Biological process (GO): protein phosphorylation
Molecular function (GO): protein kinase activity; ATP binding
Source: RefSeq, a predicted model, not a curated record